AUGCCUCCCAAGUUUUCCAACUCGUCUGGCAAGCCUGACAAGGGCAAAGCCCCGGCUCGAAACCCAAACGACAUCCUGAGCUCCGCGCAGUUCAAGUGCUCCGUCGGCAAGGAAUACAAGCCUGCCAGCAGUUUCUCCAAGCGGGAGUGGAACGUCUUUGAGCACAAGGUCAAACGAGGCAUGAAGGUAUCCAUCCACAACACUGGCAUGACCUGCCGAGAGCACAAGGGUGAGCCCUCCCUGGAGUAUCGUUGCCAGGGUCCUUGCGACAAGGUGAAGCCCAUCUCCGAGUUUAGCAAGAACGGCCGCACCAAUGGUGUCUACCUUUCCCAGGAGAACGAGGCGAACGUCGAGGUUGCCAAGGAAGAUGCAGCCGCCCCCGACACGCACGGAAGUAACCAAUCCGUAGCCUUCAGCCGUACGCAGUCUCACGCCGCUUCCGUUCUUGGUUCGAUCGACACCGACGCCGAGUCGUCUAUCGGCGGUGUUCAUCUCGACCAAAGGAGCCAGGUUAGCCUGGGUCUGCCUCCCCACCUCAUCUUGAGCUCCAAGGAGGGAAGCGUCGUGACCUCUUCCUACGCCCCAUCCGAGACGGAUAACGGCUCCAUCGCUCCCGGCGACUCUUCCUCCCAGAUUGGUCGAGGCUUCAUGCCUCCCCACAUUGCUCGGGCGGGGGGUCGCCAGUCGAGCAUCGUGAGCGGUUCGUCCCGCCGUGUCGAUGAUUGGGAUUUUUCCGGUCGACAGGCCCGACAGCCCCAGGCUAUCGAGGAAGACCCCUUCGAGGAGGACGACGACGACCAGGAGAGCAUCGCGAGCAGGAGCACUAUGCUUCUCAGUAGCCGGGCGUCCAAUGCUUCCGAUGUCAACGUCAACGAGUUCCUUGUUGACGCCCCCGCUCCUCGCGUUUCUAGGAAGGAGACCGCGGCUCCCAGGACCACCAGUUCGAAGUGGGCCAAGCCUCGUCGUAAGGUCGAGCCCGCUCCUCUUCCCACCCUUGAAGACUUUGAGCGACCUCCCCAGUACGAUGACGACGACUCUGAGACCGAGCUCCCUUGA
Molecule: messenger RNA, 1056 nt
Organism: Scedosporium apiospermum
Lineage: Eukaryota; Fungi; Ascomycota; Sordariomycetes; Microascales; Microascaceae
Exons: 6
Coding region: 1-1056 (351 amino acids)
Source: RefSeq, a predicted model, not a curated record